Messenger RNA from Aspergillus nidulans FGSC A4, 1778 nucleotides. Its product is annotated as amino acid permease. Gene Ontology annotation, biological process: transmembrane transport. The coding region runs from base 1 to 1713 and encodes 570 amino acids. NCBI's taxonomy places the organism in Eukaryota, Fungi, Ascomycota, Eurotiomycetes, Eurotiales, Aspergillaceae. Gene Ontology annotation, cellular component: membrane. Gene Ontology annotation, molecular function: transmembrane transporter activity. The record is from RefSeq and is a predicted model, not a curated record. The transcript has 3 exons.
AUGUCUCUCCCAGGCAAAGCGCUAGCCGUGUCGGAUACGCACGGUUAUCGCGAUGUUAGCCAUGACCCUGUUACCUCAGCCCUACCGAACGGGGACGUCCCCGUAUUCGACGACUCGAUGGACGCCGAUGAGCGCGUCAUCACGGCUCUUGGAUACAAACAGGAAUUCAAGCGCGAGUUUUCACUAUGGACUACAUUCUGCGUUAGCUUUGCGGUGCUGGGACUGCUUCCGUCGUUUGCGAGCACUAUGUAUUAUGGUAUGGGAUAUGCAGGAACCGCAGGAAUGGUCUGGGGCUGGAUCAUUGCCAUGAUCUUCAUCCAAUGUGUUGCAAUGUCUAUGGCAGAGCUAUGUUCCGCUAUGCCCACCAGCGGAGGGUUGUACUAUGCCGCUGCAGUGCUUGCGCCUCCAGGCUACGGCCCUUUUGCGGCAUGGAUUACUGGGUGGUCCAACUGGAUCGGUCAGAUCACUGCAGCUCCAUCGGUGGACUACGCCUUAGCUGCAAUGAUUCUCGCUGCAGGGUCCAUCCAAAAUCCGGAUUACAUCCCUACACAAUGGCAGACCUAUCUUUUAACCGUAUUUAUCUUGAUAGUCCACACUGGUAUUAGCAGCAUGCCAACAAAAUGGGUAGCGGUUUUCAACUCUUGGGGUUCGACUUUCAAUAUGCUCGCACUGGUGGCUGUCAUUAUCGCCAUUCCUGCCGGGACCACUAACUCUCCCAAGUUCACACCAUCUAGGGAGGUUUGGGGGAACAUUACGAACAUGACCGACUAUCCUGACGGAGUAGCCGUGCUCAUGACAUUCGUUGCUGUUAUUUGGACCAUGUCUGGCUAUGACUCGCCCUUCCAUCUCAGUGAAGAGUGUUCCAACGCAAAUAUCGCCUCCCCACGGGCCAUUGUUAUCACCUCGGGCGUUGGCGGUCUCAUGGGAUGGUUCUUGCAGCUCGUCGUCGCCUACACCGUGGUAGACAUUGACGCAGUAUUGAACUCGGAUCUAGGACAGCCCUGGGCGUCGUACCUCUUCCAGGUGAUGUCCCGUAAGGGUGCGCUUGCCAUCCUCGCACUCACCAUCGUCUGUGGUUUCUCGAUGGGCCAAGGAUGUAUGGUGGCGGCAUCUCGAGUCACUUAUGCUUACGCUCGCGACGACUGCUUUCCCUUUUCGAAGCACUGGAAGCGCAUCAACAACACCACCCAAACCCCGGUAAAUGCUGUCAUACUGAACACCGUCCUUGGAAUUCUGAUGUGUCUCCUCUUAUUUGCCGGCGACGUCGCCAUCGGUGCUUUGUUCUCCAUUGGAGCUAUUGCGCAAUUCGUCGCCUUCAUAAUCCCUAUUGCAAUCCGCGUCUUCUUUGUCGGUGACCGGUUUCGCAAAGGACCAUGGCAUCUGGGUUCUUUCGGUCCCUGGAUAGGAGCCCUAGGAGUAGGCUUUGUCCUGCUGAUGGUGCCUAUCCUGUGCCUACCUGCUGACACAGGUUCGGACCUCACCCCAGAUCUGAUGAACUGGACCUGUCUGGUCUGGGGAGGACCUAUGAUUGCGGUGAGCAUUUGGUGGAUAUUUGAUGCACAUAAAUGGUUCAAGGGGCCAAAGGUUAACUUGGAACACGUUAUCCACGGAAAUAUAAUUGAUGGCAUAGAUGGUAGUCAGGAACAGACGACUGUGGUGCCAGGUGCAGGCGCACCUGCAGAUGUCUCGCAUAGGUCGUCUCCCAAGCUUUAGGUUACUAGUCUCCAUCAUAUUUUAGGGGCUCCUAGGCUUCAUUUAGUUUAUUUAUUGUCUAUUAA